Molecule: messenger RNA, 1893 nt
Organism: Sciurus carolinensis (gray squirrel)
Lineage: Eukaryota; Metazoa; Chordata; Mammalia; Rodentia; Sciuridae
Gene: Grpel1
Product: GrpE like 1, mitochondrial
Biological process (GO): protein import into mitochondrial matrix; protein folding
Cellular component (GO): PAM complex, Tim23 associated import motor
Molecular function (GO): adenyl-nucleotide exchange factor activity; protein homodimerization activity; protein-folding chaperone binding
Source: RefSeq, a predicted model, not a curated record
AUGGCGGCUCGGUGUGUUAGGCUGGCGCGGCGCAAUUUCCCGGCUUUGGCGUUUUCUCUCAGGCCCUCUCCUCGGUUGUUGUGCACAGACAAACAAAAGAACAAUGGCCAAAGCCUGGAAGAGGACAUGGGUCACAAUGAGCAGAAGACAGAGCCUCCUACAGACAAGAACCUCCUAGAAGAGAAGGUCAAGUUGGAAGAGCAGCUGAGAGACACCAUGGAAAAAUAUAAACGAGCUUUGGCAGAUACUGAGAACUUGAUGCAGAGGACAAAACUGGUGGAAGAGGCGAAAUUAUAUGGCAUCCAAGGCUUUUGCAAGGACUUGCUGGAGGUUGCAGACAUUCUGGAGAAGGCAACACAGAGUGUUCCGAAAGAAGAAAUUCAGGAUGACAAUCCUCACCUGAAGAGCCUGUACGAGGGGCUGGUUCUGACCGAGGCUCAGAUUCAGAAGGUGUUCACAAAGCACGGCUUGCUCAAGCUCGACCCCCUUGGAGCCAAGUUCGACCCUUAUGAACAUGAGGCGCUGUUCCACACACCAGUAGAGGGCAAGGAGCCGGCAGUGGCGCUGGUUAGCAAGGUUGGGUACAAGCUGCACGGGCGCACCCUCAGGCCUGCCCUGGUGGGGGUGGUGAAGGAAGCAUAGCUGCCUCCCACAGGGCCUCUGGUUUUUAAGUCACUUGCUAUAACUCCUGAAAGGCUGGUCUGUCUUUUCUCAUCUGGGAGCCCAGCCUUGAUGGAAAGCUUAAGUGGCGACACAGAAUCAAGCUGGUUGCAGUUGCAUUCAGGAGCUCUGGUUCGGGAGUCUGGUUUUUUAGUACCACGUGUUCAGUAGCUCCAUAUCUUCCAGAAGAGGGCAGACGGGACCUCUAGAGUAUCGUGAAUAACACUGUAUCUGCUCAAACUUGUGGUUACAAAGUACUUUAAAACAAAUAAAGGUCUUCAGGAACUGCCUGGCUGCCUGGCCGCCCAUCUGUGCCAUCCAUCACCUGAGGCUCACCACAGCACUGAGUCCUGGCACCCUUGGCUGCUGCUGGGUUCACUCUGCGAAGAAAAGGCCAGAAGGGGAAACAUGUUUCCUGCUAAAAAACAAAUUUGAUGCCUACCUUUGCGAACAUACAAGUUCAUUAUAAUUAGUAUCUAGAUGCCAGGAGGUCGACCUGGCUUUUCUGUGGAGAUGGGAAGUGAGCAUGUGAAUUUGAACCUUCUCACCACCUUAUUUUUCCAAGUGAAUUUAACAAAAGUAAUUCCUUUUCCCCUGUUUUGUUCGUCUCAGUUGUUUAAAUCUAUUCAACUAGUUACUAAUGACCUCAAGGUAUAUUCCCUAUUAAGAUGGACCAUCUCAGUGAGAACCGCAUGCCUGAUAUACUUAAAAUGUUGCUGUUUAAUUUUUAAAUUUUAUUUAAGAGGAUUAAGCUUAAUAUGUUUAUUUUUCCUACUUUCUGGUAACAACGUGGUCCUUUGGUGGUGACCCUUGAGCCGAGGCAGGCGUGACUUAACUCUCCCCUUUCUCCACUCCAUCCCUAGAGCUGGCUGCCUGGUGUGCAGGUGCUACCAUCUGGGAAAGGAGCAGCCCUUCAGGCUCAGACCCUGUCACCAGAAGGCACACUACAGCAGGGGCUGCGACAAAGUACUCCAGAGCUGUAGUCACACACAGUGACUCUAGCAGAAGGGCCUCUGUUCCUCAUUUAUAUUAAUGUCCAGAUCUUGGAGGAAGGUUGAAUGACUGGGGCAUCUCUUAAAAACAAAAGGAACUGACCUCUUACCUUUGUUAGCUGAAAGGGCAAUAUUGGUAAAUCCAUUUCCUGUGUUUAAAAAAAAUGGGGCAUAGUUUAUAUAUUUUGCUAGUAAUUUUGAAAGGCAAAAGCAAUAAUCCCAUAAUUAAAAUCUCAAUUUU